AUGGAGUCUUCCGCCAUCGAGGAACCGGAGACGACAGAGAUGGCCCCAGGCGCUGGCCGACAUGACGACGGGGAGUUUGACCACUCCCAGAACGACGAGCUGCGUAUGUGCGGGAUGGCCGAAGAUGAUGAGGACGAUGAUGUCCACGAGGACACUGCCGUGCUCUUCGGCCGUUCUGUUGCUGAUCCCCUUCCCGUCGACGACUUCGACCCCCCAGUCGACGUGGCUGAUGCCGACGCUGUGCUGAGUUCAUUGAGGGGUUUUGCCCGUUUAGUGCCUGGGCCGGCACGGGCACGCUGA
Miscanthus lutarioriparius is the source of this 300-nucleotide messenger RNA. The record is from the annotation of a GenBank genome assembly. NCBI's taxonomy places the organism in Eukaryota, Viridiplantae, Streptophyta, Magnoliopsida, Poales, Poaceae.